UUUCCAAAAAUAGACGAAUCUGCUCACCCAAAUAAUUUAAAACGCAGAACGGAGUCCACGGAUUUUUCAUCUUCCAAGCAAUGGAAGCGUUUAGUGUGCGUAACUCAAGCUGCAAAGUCAAUGAUUCACGAAAUGAAUCUUCUGAAACUGAAUAUGAAGAAACUUUUUUCCCUUGGCCACUGACUGUGAUAUUGUCCUCCAUGUGCCUGCUGAUUAGUGCGGUAAAUGGUUUGGUGAUCAUCUUAAUUCACAAAAAGAAGACGCUGAGAACACCUACUAACAUGUUUCUUGCUUCUUUGGCCACGUCUGAUUUGUUAUCUGGUCUGGUGGGAAUUCCUCUCGCUCUUAUAUGUUUAACAAGAGAUUUUCUCAUUGUUUGUGUGCUGUCUACAAUCUUCAUUCGAUUUACAGCCAUUUCUUCGGUAUGUAAUGUUCUGCUUAUCGCUUGUGACCAUUACAUUUUCAUUAUUCAUCAAAUGAGGUAUCAUUCUCUUGUAUCAAAUCGCAGAGGAAUUGCUGCCAUUGUGGCUGUAUGGCUGAUUGCAUUUGGAGCCUCAACUAUUCAAAUGUCUUGGCACAGUUUUGAUGAGGAAACAUUGACAACAAUUGACGACGAAACAGAAAGCAUUGAUAUCAAAUACAGUCUGGCUUGUAUAGCGUUUUUCUUUGCAUUUCCUCUGAUACUGAUGUGCUAUAUCUAUGGAAACAUAUUUUAUAUUUCAUUUAUGCGUCAUCAAACAGAUCGCAAAUUGAACAAGGAUCUCCGGCAGCGUUUUCGACCACAACGUCACGAGUGGCGAGGACGUAGUGUUUUAUUAAUAACAUUAAUAAUCUUCGCUGGCUGUUGGUCGCCGUACUUCCUAACAGUGCUUGAUGAACAUACGGAAUCAAUCGAUUUUCAACUGCCACUCUGGGUGCAGCGCCUGCUUGUGUUUCUCAACUUCGUGCCUGCCAUGUUCAAUCCCAUCCUGUGUACAUUGGCCAAAAAGGAUUUUCGAAAAGCAUUGAAAGAAGUUGUUUUGCGAAGAGAAUCUUCAUAUCUAAGUGAUGCAAACGUCAAUGUUCACGCUGCCAGCCAGCGAAUAGCUAAAAAGCGUGGGUAAAUGCAGAGUGCCAUAUGUAUUGUCGAGAGGCUUAACGUUUUGUGUAUAACGAAAACCAUGGAGUGCUUAGAGGGUGCAAUUCUUUAACUAGAUAAAGAUUCAAUCACGUGCAGCAGUAGAGAAACUUCAAUGAGGUGAAGAAACAGCUUUUACAGACGAGUAUGGCGUUUGAUCAUUUUGGCUUUGGUCCCACAUAGUGGUCCAAAGGAGAGCGAUCCCUUUAAAAAAUCUUGGCCUAUGAAAAGGAUUUUGUACCAUACUCCAAUACAAAGAAUUCGCUUCAAGAGAAAAAUCGCAUUCGUAAAUAUAAUGACACUGCUUCGCUUAGUUUGAAUAAUUACUUGUCAUUUUCGCCAUAAGAAUCUUAAU
Pocillopora verrucosa is the source of this 1472-nucleotide messenger RNA. RefSeq names its product melatonin receptor type 1A-like. The record is from RefSeq and is a predicted model, not a curated record. NCBI's taxonomy places the organism in Eukaryota, Metazoa, Cnidaria, Anthozoa, Scleractinia, Pocilloporidae. Gene Ontology annotation, biological process: G protein-coupled receptor signaling pathway. Gene Ontology annotation, molecular function: G protein-coupled receptor activity. Gene Ontology annotation, cellular component: plasma membrane.